GACACAUACAAAUGAAGCUCUGUGCAGAGCUACCAGGGGCAUCCCUAGGCAGGUGCGGGGGGUGCCCUUUGUACCGGGUGACACCUACCGCACGGGGUGACACUGAACCUGCUCCACAAAAAGGUAAGUUGUAAAGCAAGCCGACGAUUCCCGCAGGAUGGAUCGGAUCUCCGGAUUGAGCAUAAUGGAUCGGAGUCCGAUCCAUUAGGCUCAAUCCACAGAUCUGAUCCAUUCUUUGGGGAUCGUCGGAGGGGGUGUCACCAAGUGUUAUUGCACCGGGUGACACCAACCCUAG
This is a messenger RNA of Staurois parvus, 295 nucleotides long. The record is from the annotation of a GenBank genome assembly. NCBI's taxonomy places the organism in Eukaryota, Metazoa, Chordata, Amphibia, Anura, Ranidae.